UAAUAUGCAUCUAAUCUCGUGUCGGGGAGAAAUUCCUUCGUCAUGAUAGUUUCUUUGUUAUGUCACUUCUCAUAGUUUACUGACAUGCUAAUAAAUUCUAGGAGGGAACCUCAUGAGUUUUAAUGGUUACAAAGAUGAAACUCCAUCUUAUUCUUCAAGCAAUUCGUUUACCAAACCAAGCUAUACUAAUAGUGUUGAUCAGUUCCAGGAAUUAAAGAGCUUGUUAAAGAAGAUGAAUGGCAGAGAAAAUGGACCAUUGGAAAACCUUUAUUUUACCCAAAAUACGAAUUCUUUUAUGUCCCUCGAUCCACAAGCAAUGUUAAAUUUUAACUAUGAUAACAGUAAUAGUAAUACUACCUUGGAGAAAGUGAAUUCAGAUGAUCCCGAAUUUCAAUUCUCGUUUCCUAAAUCUUCUGUGACGAAGAAGAAGAGAUCGCAUAUGGCUCAGCGGGCAAUAAGGAAAAAGGCGAAAUUCAUGAAUCAGCCAAAGACACUUAGAGACAAUUUUCAAUCGAUGCCAGAAUACAAAAUUAAUUUAUCAGAUUUGCAUAAAUAAGGUGGUGACAAACAGAGUUCAGAAUAAAAGAUUAAUAACUCCAAGAAAACCUAAAAUGACUCGAGAUUUUUAUCAGACUCUGAAGAAUGAUAGCAGCCGGAUUAUUGAUAAUGAGAGUACUGACCUUUCAGAGAUAACUGAGGAAAGCUCUAGGCCUAUGAAUUGAAUUAACAACACUAUUAGAUCGAAAAACAUUAAGAAUAAAGACGUAGAGAUCAUCAAAAUAGAACCGAAAAAUGCAGAUACAUCUUUAAUUUCUAGCGCAAGCCAAUCUAGCGAUCUAGGGUUCAUAAAUCCUCCAGAAAUAAAGAAGCACUGGUCCAAAAACACUUUCGGAAGGGUCGAAUCAGAAUUCCCCACCCAACGACUUCAACCCCCUCCUUCCCUCCCCUCCCAUCCACCCCAAACACGCCCUAACCCCCCUCCCAACCCUCAUCCUGCCCCUCCAUCCAAAAGGUUUGACUACAAGUACAAAAAGAGGUUGAUUAAAAAACCAAAGCGACGAGUUAUGCUACCGAAGAGAGUGGAGACGUAUGAGGAUGUCAUCAAGCGGCUUUAUGACACUAAGCCAGCACGUAAUGAGUAAUUUUUUAAGAGGGGUUUGAAAUU
This is a messenger RNA of Moneuplotes crassus, 1165 nucleotides long. NCBI's taxonomy places the organism in Eukaryota, Ciliophora, Spirotrichea, Euplotida, Euplotidae. The record is from the annotation of a GenBank genome assembly.